AAAAAUAAAUAAAAAAAUAAAAAAGGUUGAUAAACAGAGAAAGAGAGACACAUUGCGGAGGAGAAGAAAGGGCGUGUUGUAAAUUCAAUUGCGUUUGGGCAUUCAUAGUCAUCAUCGUCUUCAGACAACCUAGCAUACUCCAAAACCAAACCUCUUCAGAUCCAUUAUAACUUCAACAAACUACGACAUAUUCAAAUUUAAAAGCUUUUGCAGUUAGAAAACCACUUGGAUCAGCCAAAAAAAAAAUAAAAAAUAACAGGGAGAGGGAGACAGACAGACAUGGACUGCAGAAACACAGAGUUUCAUGAAGUUGAGACUGUUUCUUCUUCUUCUUCUUCACUAAGCGAGGCCUUGCUCUUCGCCACCAUGUGCAUGAUUGGUCUCCCUGUUGAUGUUCAUGUCAAGGAUGGUUCUGUUUAUUCUGGAAUCUUCCACACUGCCUCUGUCGAAAAUGAGUACGGUAUUGUUUUGAAGAAAGCAAGGAUGACUAAAAAGGGGAAACGCAAUACAAAUAUAGCAAAUAGUGGAUUGAUAGACACUCUUGUAAUCUUAUCAGGUGACCUCGUCCAAGUUGUUGCCAAGGGAGUUCUGCUUCCAGCUGAUGGGGUUGCUGGAAAUGUGGCCAGCAGUGAUACAGAAGCUGUUGUGGGCCCUGUUCCUUCUGAUGAGCCUGCAGAGAAUUAUCCAAGGAAAUCUAUCAAGUCUGCCAUGGAUAGGAGAACCAAUGGAAAAAGGAGUUCUUUACAAAAUGGGAACAGCUUUGAUCAUGUUUUCGUGCCUGUACAUCCUUGGAAGGAGCAUGAAGUUAGAAAAGCAUCAUCGAAUGAUGUUGGAAAUUCAGUGGAAGUUGAACAUGGGAAAAAAGAUAGGACAAAUUUAGAAAAGAUUAAAGAAGCCUCUGAGGCCACAAAUAUUAGGAGACAGUUUGGGCAUGAUGGGUCAGAGGGGAAGCAGAUUGGAUUCGGAGAUAAAGUAGGCUUACAGAAGGAAGAAAGGGAAGAAAGUGCUGAUAAAGGUCAAGGCUCAAGUUCAAGCUUAGAUAUGUGCCUUACCCAAAUAACAUCUAUAGAGGAAAGGCCUACAAAAAUGGCAUCCAAGUUGUUGACCUCUGAAGUAUCUUCUUAUCAUGCUCCUGUUUCUGUAAAAAUGAACAAUCAGUGUUCUGAAAGGCCCACUUCAGCAGAUACUCCCCCCCUUGCUGGCUCCUCAGGUGUCUCAACUUCACUGAAUCCAGCUCUGGAUGUGACCUCAGAAUUUUGUAAUAGUUUGGUUGUAACAUCAACUGAUACAGUUUCUUCUCAUGGUUCAGAUUCAAAUAAAACUGCUAAAGAAUUCAAGCUCAACCCAGGAGCAAAAAUAUUCUCUCCAUCAUCUACAAACACUAUAUCAGCAACUCCUGCUGUGCCUACAGUUGCAAGUACGGGAUACAUACCAAGUACGUCUCCUGCAGUACCUGUUGCUGCUGGUCAGCCAGAAGUUGGAAUCGGUCCUUUUGCACCACAUUCAUCUUUACCUGUUAAAUUUGUCCCAUAUGGUAAUUUCACAACUGGGAAUGGUGGCACCGGUUCUCAGUUUUCACAACCUGUUGUUGGACAUGUGGGAAGCAGGACACAGACCCUUAGAUAUGCUGGACAGCAUCCGCUUCAGGCUGGACCUGCCUAUGUGCAUCCAAGUUCUCAAGCUGUUAUGGUUGGUGGACGACUAGGGCAGCUUGUCUAUUUGCAUCCUGUUUCUCAAGAGUUGGUUCAGGGUGCCACGAGUAUUUCACCUCUAUCUGCGCGUCCUGUUAUGCCUCCACAGCAGGUCCCUUUUCCAAAGCACCAGGGAAUUGCGGCUGGCCAAGCCAUGCAGCUAUAUGUACCUCCACCUUUGGUGGCUGGUGGACAGCAACCUUUUGAUGCCAUAUCACAUCCCGAUUUUGCAACCUCCCUUCCCUAAUAGUCGCCCCACUCAAGUUCCAGGAUCUAAUAAUACUUACGGCUCUAAGUUUUCGUAAAUAUUAUAUCUCCAUCGAGUAUAUCAGGCUUUUUUUGGUGCCUAUUCUCAUUAUAGUUCCCCCAUAAUUUUGGCCUUUUUUCCUUUGUGGGUUGGGAAGAGUCUGUUAUAGAUGUUUUCAUUUAAAGUGUCAUCUACCAUGCAAAAAAAAUAGGGUGAGAACUUUUUGUAGUGGUGGUGAGUUUUGUAAGACCUGAUUAAAGGGUGAAGCUUCAAUAUUUUUUUGAAGAAUGUUUUUAGGGUAACAUUCUUUUUUUUUUGUUUUUUUUUUUUUUUUCUUUGUAAGAGAAAUGGGUUACAUGGCUUUUCCAGAAUUCAAAAUUUUGUCCAAAAAAACAAAAGGUGAGGAUGUACAAGUAGUGGAACAUAUGGAAAAAGGGACUUCUUGAUUCUUUUGAUUUGAUAAUAUGAUAAUUCAUAUCUUCUAUUGUGAUUCUAAUGGA
Molecule: messenger RNA, 2438 nt
Organism: Ziziphus jujuba (common jujube)
Lineage: Eukaryota; Viridiplantae; Streptophyta; Magnoliopsida; Rosales; Rhamnaceae
Product: polyadenylate-binding protein-interacting protein 4
Biological process (GO): cytoplasmic stress granule assembly
Cellular component (GO): cytoplasmic stress granule
Molecular function (GO): RNA binding
Source: RefSeq, a predicted model, not a curated record